GCAAAAAUCAGAACGAAAAUCCCUGUCAAACAUGUCAAAUCAACCCAUGAAAUUUGAUGAAACCAUGAACCCCCAGUCCAGAAAAAGGCCUCUACUGGAGAUUGAUAAGCCGACGACAAUGAUGUGCACAGUGGUGGCAGUUGAUCACGCCACUCUCUGUUACAGAGUCUGCGCUCUCUGUGAAAGGACUCUGCCUGAGAACCCCACAACAGCUUGUAAAUACUGCAGUUUCACCAACAGUUUCAACCCCACUGCUUCUGGUUCCAAACGUCUAUUUCGUGUUCUUAUGUCUAUAGCUACGGAUACAAAGGUUUUUGUGGUGAUAAUGUUUGACAGGGCUGCGAGAGUGUUGUUUGGUUGCUCAGCUGAUGAGUUCUUUGACUUUGCUAAGAUUCACCCUUAUGCUGCUAUGGCAGCUGGUAGGGCACUGGAGGGAGAGAUGUUAACUGUGACCUUGACAACCCCGAAGAAUGGCAAUGCCCAGCAUCUGCGAGUGGCUUCAGUUGUGCCCUUGAGCUCUAGUUUUCAGCCAGCUAUUGAAACCUUGAGGCAAUUGUACCGAGAAAAAGGGGUUUCUUAAAGAACUAGACUAGUGGCUGUAAAAAACAUCUUCAGCUAAGAAGUUCUAUUGUUUACUUCAUAUCCUGAAGAAGCCAAAGAAGCACUCCUACACUGGUUAAUGUCUUUCUUAUGUGAUUUGCUUUCAUACUUGAAACAUGGAAAUAUAUUGAAUUUGAUGGUCUGCUAA
Molecule: messenger RNA, 748 nt
Organism: Sesamum indicum (sesame)
Lineage: Eukaryota; Viridiplantae; Streptophyta; Magnoliopsida; Lamiales; Pedaliaceae
Product: replication factor-A carboxy-terminal domain protein
Source: RefSeq, a predicted model, not a curated record